UACGUAUAUGCAUUUAAUAAUUCUUGAAAACGAACCGCUAAAAGUAGCAGGACAAAGUCAUUGCAUCAGGUUGUAUUGAUUGGAAGGUAACUCUGCAUUUCAUUCGCAUUCAUAACAGACCGUACACGUGGGCAAUGAGCUGGGAUCACAUGGAGGCGCCACUGCUCGUUGCGGAGGUGGGGGAAGACUACCGGCCGGCGAGGAGCUGGACGGAAGUGAAGCAUGUGGUGUGGACGGAGUCGUUGAAGAUGUGGAAGAUAGCGGCGCCUUUGGCGUUCAACAUUAUGUGUCAGUACGGGAUUAACUCCGUCACCAAUAUUUUCGCCGGUCACAUUGGCGAACUCGAGCUCUCUGCCGUCGCCCUCUCCCUCUCCGUCAUCGGCACCUUCUCUUUCGGCUUCAUGCUUGGGAUGGGGAGUGCGCUUGAGACACUAUGUGGACAAGCUUUUGGAGCUGGGCAAAUCGACAUGCUUGGUGUUUAUAUGCAAAGAUCAUGGAUUAUACUGUGGAUAUCAUGUAUAAUUCUCAUGCCAAUUUACAUCUUUGCCACUCCAAUCCUCAAAUUCCUUGGUGAAUCCCACACAAUAGCUGUUCCUGCUGGUGAAUUCUCUCUACUAACAGUGCCUCAACUAUUUUCACUGGCCAUAAAUUUUCCAACAUCAAAAUUUCUCCAAGCUCAGAGCAAGGUCAGUGCUAUUGCCUGGAUUGGGUUCAUUUUUCUGAUCAUCCACACAGGACUUCUCUGGCUAUUUAUAUACGUGUUUGGGUGGGGGAUAUCUGGUGCAGCCAUAGCUUUUGACUUGACAAGCUGGGGGAUUGCCAUAGCUCAGGUUGUGUAUGUUGUUGGUUGGUGUAAAGAUGGUUGGAAGGGAUUGUCAUGGUUGGCUUUCAAGGAGAUUUGGGCUUUUGUUAGGCUUUCUGUUGCUUCUGCCAUCAUGCUUUGCCUUGAGAUUUGGUAUAUGAUGAGUAUUAUUAUCCUCACUGCCAGGCUUGAUAAUGCUGUCAUCGCAGUUGAUUCCCUCUCUAUUUGCAUGAAUUUCAAUGGGUAUGAAGCUAUGUUGUUCAUUGGAAUAAAUGCUGCAGUGAGUGUUCGAGUCUCCAAUGAGCUCGGAAUGGGACGUCCUAGAGCAGCGAAAUACUGUGUAUAUGUGACAGUAAUGGAGUCUCUCCUCAUUGGCCUUUGUUGCAUGGUUGGGAUCAUCAUAGCCAGGGAUCAUUUUGCUGUAAUUUUCACAAACAGUGAAGAUCUACAGAAGGCUGUCUCUAAGCUAGCAUACUUUCUUGGGGUCACUAUGGUUCUCAACAGCAUACAGCCAGUAAUAUCAGGUGUAGCUGUUGGUGGAGGAUGGCAGGCAUUGGUGGCUUAUAUCAAUUUAGCUUGUUAUUACAUUUUUGGGCUCCCACUUGGGUACCUUCUGGGUUUCAAAGCAAACUUGGGUGUCAAGGGACUUUGGGGAGGAAUGAUAGCUGGGACAGCACUGCAAACCCUGCUUCUCCUGUUUGUUGUCUACAAAACCAAUUGGAAUAAGGAGGUGGAGCAAACAACAGAGCGCAUGAAGAAGUGGGGAGGCCAAGAAAAUCAGCAAUGACAAGAUUGCUGUUGAUGAUAAUAUAUGAAAUGAAAUUUUUUUUCAAGUGCUCUAAAAAUUUGUAGUUGAUUGAUAUUAAAAUGUAUUCCUCUUUUUACCAUUAGCUCAAAUAAACUUAUUAUUUUCAUAAAA
Molecule: messenger RNA, 1721 nt
Organism: Carica papaya (papaya)
Lineage: Eukaryota; Viridiplantae; Streptophyta; Magnoliopsida; Brassicales; Caricaceae
Product: protein DETOXIFICATION 35
Biological process (GO): xenobiotic detoxification by transmembrane export across the plasma membrane
Cellular component (GO): membrane
Molecular function (GO): antiporter activity; xenobiotic transmembrane transporter activity
Source: RefSeq, a predicted model, not a curated record